This is a messenger RNA of Aspergillus chevalieri, 1956 nucleotides long. Its product is annotated as ribosome biogenesis GTPase LSG1. Gene Ontology annotation, cellular component: cytosol. The coding region runs from base 1 to 1956 and encodes 651 amino acids. The transcript has a single exon. The record is from RefSeq and is a predicted model, not a curated record. Gene Ontology annotation, biological process: ribosomal subunit export from nucleus. Gene Ontology annotation, molecular function: GTP binding; GTPase activity. Lineage: Eukaryota; Fungi; Ascomycota; Eurotiomycetes; Eurotiales; Aspergillaceae.
AUGGUCCUCGCAAAGUCCAAAAACUCCGUGGGGCUGGGUAACAGCCUCAUGAAAGACCGAUUUGGCAAAGGCAAAGCAUCAGCCCAGAAGAAAGUCUCGCACAAUGCCGCCGUCGCACGUGUAGACAUGAACGGAGAGACCUAUGUCACGCCCGGUGCUAAGGAGGCUGCGUGGGUGAAAAUGCGCAGUGUUACAGAGCAGGGCGCCCUCGAUGAAUUCCUGAGUACCGCCGAGCUGGCGGGUACUGAUUUUACGGCGGAGAAGAUGAGCAAUGUCAAGAUUAUUCAUGCGGAUCAGAAGAACCCGUAUCUCCUUUCUGCGUCGGAAGAGAAGUCGGCUGUGAAGAAGCAUCAGAAGAACAAGGCAAGGUUGACGGUUCCGAGACGGCCGAAAUGGGAUAAGACUACGACACCGAUGCAAUUGGAGGCGAUGGAGAGGGAGAGUCUGCUGGAUUGGCGGAGAGGUCUUGCUGAUUUGCAAGAGAACCAUGACCUGCUUAUGACUCCGUUCGAGCGCAACCUCGAAGUCUGGAGACAGCUGUGGCGAGUUAUUGAACGGUCCGACCUUGUUGUGCAGAUUGUCGAUGCGAGAAACCCGUUACUGUUCCGUUGCGAAGAUCUUGAACUUUAUGUGAAGCAGAUCGAUCCCAAGAAGAAGAACUUAUUGCUUGUGAACAAAGCAGAUAUGUUGACGGAUAAGCAACGAGAGAUGUGGGCGGACUAUUUUGAGCGAAACAACAUUCCCUUCCGAUUCUUCUCUGCACACUUGGCCAAGGAGCGCAACGAGGCGCGGCUUUUGGAGAAUGAAUCUGGUAGCGAGGCCAACGACCUGGCUGAUGCAGCCAAGGACCUCAACAUCGAAGAGCAGAAGAAGCAGGAGCAAGAAGGCGAAAACUCGCGGAGAACCGACAUCCUCGAUGUCGAUGAACUCGAAGAACUCUUCCUCUCCAACACCCCCGACACCCUCCCCCUCAACCAGGAAGCCGGCGAACAACAAAAACACAAAACAGUCAUCGGUCUAGUCGGUUACCCCAAUGUCGGUAAAUCCAGCACCAUCAACGCCCUCCUCGGCGCCAAAAAGGUCUCCGUCUCCGCUACCCCCGGUAAAACCAAACACUUCCAAACCCUCUACCUCUCCCCCGAGAUUAUGCUCUGCGAUUGCCCCGGUCUCGUGUUUCCCAACUUCGCCACGACAAAGGCCGAGCUCGUUGUCAACGGUGUCCUCCCCAUCGACCAACAGCGCGAAUUCACUGGUCCCGCUGGCCUCGUCGCACACCGUAUCCCCAAGGAAUUUGUCGAGAACGUCUACGGCGUGAAAAUUAACACCCGCCCUAUCGAAGAAGGAGGCACGGGUAUCCCAACUGCCUCCGAGCUCCUGCGCACAUACGCCCGCGCCCGCGGUUUCUCGACAACAGGCCAAGGUCAACCCGACGAAUCCCGCGCAGCACGCUACGUGCUCAAAGACUACGUCAGCGGAAAACUCCUCUUCUGUCACCCUCCUCCACCCGCAGAGGGCCAGGAGCAGAUCGACCCCCUCGAGUUCAACAAGGAACUUUACGACAUGACGCACCUUCCCGCUCGUCGACAAGCCGUCCUUGCGAAAGCACAGCAGGCGGACAACCUCGACGACGUAGAGUCUGAACUUGCCUCGCUACCUUCUUCCAAGCCCAACCAGAGUGAAGAAGGCCAGCGUGCACGGAACCUCGAUACGGGAUUCUUCGCUGGCUCCUCUUCGUCUGCUGGUCGUAUGACACUCCCGUUUAACUCGCAGUACACUGAGCAAGGACAGCAAAUGCGGAAGCAGUUGACUGGCCGAAAAGAGAGGAUGAUGGUUGCGAUGGAACGCGGGGUGGAUGUCUCGGAGGUGAAGGGGAACUCAAAGAAGCAUUUCAAGGGGAAUAAGAAGAGGGCGAAGGGGAAGAGAGCUGCUGGGAAUACGGAGGAGGAAUAUUAUUGA